UCUCUCUUCAUCUCUCUUCAUCUCUCUCUAUCUCUCUCGCAAAGAACGCUUUGGAUACUCAGCUUUUGCCGGCGAAAACGAAACAAUGGGUGGUUGUUGCGUCUCAACGCCUCUCGAGAACGAUCAACCUCCUCCGCAACAGCAGCCGCAGACUCAGCACGUCGAACGCAAGAACGACGAAGUGAAGAACGACGAGGGAUUCGUCAACUGGCCAUUCACAGAGUUCUUCCUCUCCGAUCUCACGAUGGCGACCAAGAACUUCAGUUCCGACGAGAUCAUAUCAGAGAGCGCUGAAGAAUCUCCUAAUGUCGUCUACAGGGGUCACUUAUCAGAGAAUCUUGGCUUCGUCGCUAUCAAGAGAUUCAAGAAUACGCCUUGGCCUGACCAUGAGGACCUUGAGUCCCAUCUUUUUCAGGUAGAGGCACAAGAUGCUGCGGAGCUAAAGCACAAGAGACUCGUCAAGUUGUUAGGAUACUGCAGCGAUGGAGAUGAAAGGUUUCUUGUUUCAGAGUUCAUGCCUAAUGAUACUCUUGCUAAGCGUUUGUUCCAUCAGAAAAACAUGGAAUGGUCAAUGAGGUUGCGAGUGGCAUAUCAUAUAGCUGAAGCAUUAGAUUACUGUAUCACUUCAGGUUUCGCAAUGUACGAUAACCUAAGAGCUAACUCGGUUCUGUUUGAUAAGGAUGAUGAUGCAUGUCUUUCCUGUUUCGGUUUAGUGAGGGAGGUCACUGAUUAUGAUCCAAGACCAACAGGAAGUGUGAACACUGAGAGUGUGACAUACAGAUUUGGUACCAUCCUUGUGAAUCUGCUAACCGGAAUGCAAACUUCUCCAAGCCAUGUUCCUGAGAUGAUAAAUGGAAAGGAUGUUACGGACUUGAUGGAUCCAAAUCUGAAGGGAAAGUUCUCUAAAGAAGAAGCUACUGUAAUCUUAAAACUCGCCUCUGAAUGUUUGCAGUGGAAGAAUAGAAAGAGUCUCAUCAGUAAAGAGGUUGUUGCAACACUUGAAGCGUUACAAGCUAAAAAUGAAGUUCCAUCUGCUGAAAUGGUUGAACUGGCAAAGCGGCAAGAUGUAGCAUCUUCCAGUCAACAACAAGAAGCUGAACCCUUGCAUGAAGUUCCAUCUUCUGAGAAAACAAAGCAGCAGGAGGAAGCAUCAUCUUCGAGUCAACAGCAACAAACUUGAACACUGAAUCUUCUGAUAUCAUAAAAACUUUGGAACUCUUCCCGAAUUUGCAGCUUUGUUGGUUUUUAGAUUGAGGGUGUUUUGUGUAUUUUCUAACAACUUUAAACAUGUGUAUCUUGUUGCAUGCACAAAUCAUGCAUAGUACAUCGAUAUUUUUUCGGUCA
Molecule: messenger RNA, 1344 nt
Organism: Camelina sativa (false flax)
Lineage: Eukaryota; Viridiplantae; Streptophyta; Magnoliopsida; Brassicales; Brassicaceae
Product: putative inactive receptor-like kinase BSK12
Biological process (GO): brassinosteroid mediated signaling pathway; protein phosphorylation
Molecular function (GO): ATP binding; protein kinase activity
Source: RefSeq, a predicted model, not a curated record